AUGUCAGGGCUGAACUCUGACUGGCCCCACGAGGGGGAGAGCCUCAGCCCUCAGGAGCCAGGUCCAUCCGCCAACUCAGACAGUGACCCAGGCCACUUGCCAGAGGAGCACCCUGAGGAGACUUCUGCUCAGGAUCCUAAAGUUCUGAGCUUGGGGCUCCCUGGCCUGGACACCAGCGGGGCCUCCAACUGGCCUGGGCUUCGGAUCCUCCUGCAGCAGCUGCCUCCGCAGGACAGUGAUGAGCGCUACUGCCUGGCCCUUGGGGAGGAUGAGCUGGCCGAGCUUCGGCUCUUCUGUGCCCAGCGGAGGCGGGAGGCCCUGGGACAGGGGGUGGCCUGCCUGGUACCUCCCAAGCUGGCAGAACACACCUGUGAGAAGUGCAGGGAGCCGCUGAGGCCAGGGGAGUACGGAGUGUGCGCAGCCCCGGCCGGAGAAACGCGCGGCUGGCACCCGGCGUGCUUUGCCUGCCAGGCCUGCGGCCAGGCCCUGCUACACCUCAUCUACUUCUCCCACGACGGGCGUCUCUACUGCGGCCGUCAUCAUGCAGAGCUGCUGCGGCCGCGCUGCCCGGCUUGCGACCAGCUGAUCUUCUCCCGGCGCUGCACCGAGGCGGAGGGACGGCGCUGGCACGAGAACCACUUCUGCUGCCAGGACUGCGCCGGGCCCUUGGGCGGGGGACGUUAUGCCUUGCCGGGGGGCCGCCCCUGCUGCCCCCGCUGCUUUGAGAGUCGCUAUUCGAAUGCCGGCUCGAGCCAGGCCCCGACACUGGAAGGGAGGGCGCCGCUUGGGAAGGCGAGACUCGACAGAGUUGAAGAGGGAGACUGCGUCCCGCUGGACGCCGCUACCAUCUCCCGGGCAGCCCUUCUCGCCGCUGCCUCCCGCUCCAGUCCGGAAACCCAGAGAGGGCGGCUUCGAUCCAGUCCGGAGCAGGAGGGUCGAGCUGGGGACGAGGCGGAGGUACCCACCAAAGGGCGGGAGCGGGGCCGCCUGGAGACGCCCCUCGAUGCCAAGGAGGACGCCCCCUGCCCCACCUGCUCCUCUUCUUCUGACUCGGAACCCGAAGGCUUUUUCUUAGGUCAGCGCCUUCCCGGUCCCUGGAAGACCCCCGGAAGCCUCCAGGCUGGGCACAGCGACACCUCCAGGAAGCACUGCACCAUUUGCUAA
Molecule: messenger RNA, 1164 nt
Organism: Odobenus rosmarus divergens (Pacific walrus)
Lineage: Eukaryota; Metazoa; Chordata; Mammalia; Carnivora; Odobenidae
Gene: PRICKLE4
Product: prickle homolog 4 (Drosophila)
Exons: 6
Coding region: 1-1164 (387 amino acids)
Molecular function (GO): zinc ion binding
Source: RefSeq, a predicted model, not a curated record